UAAAGUUAAGUCAGAUUCAGUACAAAAGGGACCAGGUGCUACUUGAGUUAUUGUGCAUUAAAACUGCAGAGAGUCUCUUAAAAUUACUUUUCUUGUAAGUAAAAUUGAGGUAAACACACACCCAACUCUAAGUUACUUGUUUAGAUACAUUUUCAACCAAUCUAAAUUACUUUUGAUGGUGAGGAUGUCAUUUUAGUAAGAAUGUCUCACACUUUAAGUAUUGACACUGUAAAAACACACAGACUUAUUACUAUGUUUAUUAACUUUGUGAUUUGUUUAUCAGAAUCACAUCUGAGGCCUUCCAUCCCGUGGUCCUACUGCUUUACCUACCCAUUUCAGCCCAGGGAGUCUCUCUUACGAAUCCCCUCUUGACUUGGAAACUUCCACUUUUAGCUAGAUACUAAAUAAGUCCCCCUUUGGCUGUUAUUAAACUCAGGAUGAAGAUCUCUCCAGUGAGAUUGUAACUCCAUGAAGGAUCUGCCUAUUCCAUCCUAACUAAAGUCAUACAUUUAUUAUAUAGGUAAAAACACAGAAUUCGACAUUCAAGGUAAAUAUAAAGUAAUUGAAAGGAUUGGUUUCUCUAUUCUUCCUUGACUAAGUCACUUUUCCACCCAGACGCUCCUGCUUAAACCAAUGGACUCCACGUGUACUAGCAAGAAAUGCUGAGGACAGACGAGAAAAGCACAUCUCGGCAGUGACCUGCUGUCUUCUGGUGGGGAAAACAUCCCAAAGGCAAGCAAACAGCAAAACCCUUCUGAAGGGUCGGGAGACCCCAGCCUUAACCAAAGCUCCAGCUCUGUGACUAGAGAUUCCUAAGCCUCAGCAUUUGCUCAGCUCACGACCUCUUCCCCAUGAGGACUAGGUUUCUCAGAGAUCGUCUCCUGCUCCUAGCGGUGUGUCUCAUGCACGCUGGACUCUCAGGAAGUAUUUCCUCUACCAUCUUGAGUUUGCCAUGGAUCCCCUGCUCUCAACAAAUACACAGUCCAGCUGGCGCAAAGAUGACCAACAAGCAGUUGUAGUGGGCCAAAAAUAAAUAUUAUAAUUAAGACGUAAGAGCAAACACAGCUUUAACAGUACACAGCAUUACCAUGCAUACAGCAAUGUUCCAUACGCCUUACUGAUGUAAUCUGAGUGUUGAUGCUUCCCAAAUUCAUAGGCUGAAAUCCUGAAGUGUCACAGGGAUGGUAGAAAGAGGUGGGAUCUUUAUAGGGAGUCAUGGAGACGGAUGUCUUAUGAGGCCAAAGGAGUUUGUGUGGGUUAAUUUUCCAUGGCUGUGACAAAAUGUCUGAGAUAAGUCAGAAGGGUGAAAAGAUUGUUUGGGUCAUGGUUCCAGAAGGUUCAGAUCAUGGUUUAUUAGCUCUGUUCGUUUAGACAUUUAGACUUCUGAGUGAGAAUACCAUUGUAGGUCACACACACACACACACACACACACACACACACACACACACACACACACAUACACAAAACGGUGGAACAAUGCUACUCGUGACCAGAAGAUAGGGUAGGAGAGGAGAGGACAGGAGGAGAGGUGGGGGGAAAGACCUGGGUCCACAUGCCCUUCAAGAAGGAGUAUGUCCCUGAUGACCUAAUGUCACUGGCUCCCACCUCACAGAGUUCACCACUUUCCAACAGGAUCAUGAUCUGGUGACUGAACCUUUAACAGACAAACCUUGAAGGACAUUUAAGAUCCAAAUCCCAACACAGGCUUUGUGUCCCUUUCACCACAUGAAGAUACAUCUAAGAGGUGCCUUAUGACUCAGAAAGGACUUUCCACACAUACCAACUCUGCCAGUACCAUGCAUUGAAACGUCCGCUUCUAGAACUGUGAGAAGUAAAUGUUUCUAAGCCACGUGGUAAUGGUAAUUUUGUUACAGCAUCCGAAAGGGAUGGUCUUAGACACAUGUAUCAAUUCACCUGUUCACUACAAACCUACGAGGCAGGGGUUACUAUUAUUUCUAUUUUCAGAGGCACACGUGAAGUAACUUCCCCCCAGGUCCUGCAGUUGCCUGCUUCUAUGGUACUGAUAAUGAAUUAGUGUGGUAUAAACACAAAGACUGGAGCAUCGCUGAAAUUCUAGAAAAGUAUUAUAUGACCCAUUAUGACUAAAUUUUGUGUACCCCCAAAUUCAUACAUUGAAUUUCUAAGUUCUAGUUUGUCAGUAUAUGACUAUACUUGGUCACUGGGUCUUUCUCAAAGCAACUAAAUUUAAAUCAUACAAUUAUAGUUGUCUGUAAUCACUAUGAUGCAGAGGAGGAGGAGGAGGAGGAGGAGGAGGAGGAGGAGGAGGAGGAGGAGGAGAAAAUAUCCAAGGGAGGACAGCGGGGAGACACAGGCAAAAUGAGCCAUCUGCAAUCCAAGAGCGACCUCAGGGGAGGCCAACCAACCUAUUCUGAGAAAAUAUAUUUGUAUUAUUGAACACAGCAUGAGGUAGGUUGUUUUAACAAGCCUAGCACACUAACAUCGGAUCAGAUCAUGCACAUUUGCUAAACUACGGAAAUUAAAAGGUGUCACUUAUGCUAGAAUUCCAUAGACUCCUUUAUGCAUCAACAUGGCCGAUCCUAUAAUCUGGCAAGAGUGGGGACGGGGAGAAUACAGGCGUCAUAGCACUCUUGAAGGUUUCUAGUUCAGUCUUUUCCCCGAAGCUAAAGAAGGUGGUGAGGCUGGUUUAGUCCUGGAAUGGCAGAAGAGAGGUGGAACUGGCAGAAUCAUUCACUCCAGUGUGGGAUGACCACGCUAGCAGCGGAAAUUAAAAGCAGAGAGUUCAUCAGGGAGACCAGUGAGGGUAGAAAUGACAGGGAGACACGUGAGGGACCUGAAGAGGAGGAGGAGGAUGAGAAUAACCUAAGAGAAGCCUUAGAAGUGAAGCGAGAGAGGCACAAGCCUCAACCAGGGUUAUGGGAUUUCAAAGAGAUGGGGACACCAUAGAAAAUUGAGCUUGGAGGAGGCUCAGCAUGAACCAGCUGCACAGCCUUAAGUUGGAUGUGCCAGCUGGGGCGGAGGGAGGAAUGAACAUCUAGACCUAAGGCCUGUGGCAGGAUUCCGUUCCUCAGAUCCCAGUGCUGAGCAGGAGCGGAAAUGAGAUAAUGGUGGAGGCAUGAGCGAUCCGAGUCCCAAAACCCAGUCCUUGGCAUCCUCAGGAUGUCUGGAGAGAGGAGACAGGGGAAAUCACCUAAUCAACAGGAGAAUCGGGGAUGAGGACCACCAAGUGCAAGGCGGGACAGGCUUAAUGACCUGUUCUGUUUUUUAAAUGAAGGAUAGAUUUCUUUGCCCUCCUGGAGACUUCAGUUCAAGCUAGAUUUCACCAGUUCACACUAUGCAACAAGAGGAUCACAGUCUUUACUCUUCUCUUUGGGCCUUGGUAAACCUAGGCAGGGGAUGGACAUGGCCUAAGCAUUAUCUCGAGGUCCUGCAGGCAUGGACAAACCCAGGACUCCUUUUCCAGAGGAGCUGGCCGGCCAAGCACUCCCUCCUUUCGCGAGCCACCCCAUAGGAACGCGGGCGCCGUUCGGGACCCGGCUCCACUUGGAACGCUGGCCCGGGAAUCGCGGGACGCGCGCUGGCCGCCAGGGCCACUUCCCCGCGCCUGAGGCCAGCCGAGGCGAAGCCUGGCCCCGGGAGGCGGGCCGAGGGGGCGGGCGGGGGCGGGGAGCAGGCGGCGGACCCCGGGAAGAAAAGAACAUGGCUCCUGCGGCAGAGGGCAGCGCCGCUCCGGGGCGCGCGGGGCGCCAGUGACCGCGAUGGUGAACUCCAACCGCGUGCAGCCGCAGCCGCCCGGGGAUGCCAAGCGCUCGCCCGCACCGCGAGCUCCCGGGUCAGGCCGGCUGGCUGCAGGAGGUGCGGCUGGGGGCGCCGGCCUGGCCGUCCCGGGAGGCCUCCGGGAGCAGCGGGGCCUGGAGAUCGAGAUGGAGCGCAUCCGGCAGGCGGCUGCGCGGGACCCCCCGGCCGGAGCCUCGGCCUCCCCUUCUCCUCCGCUCUCGUCGUGCUCCAGGCAGGCGUGGAGCCGCGAUAACCCGGGCUUCGAGGCCGAGGAGGACGACGACGACGACGAGGUGGAAGGGGAGGAAGGAGGGAUGGUGGUGGAGAUGGACGUGGAGUGGCGCCCGGGCAGCCGCAGGUCGGCCUCCUCCUCGGCUGUGAGCUCGGCGGGCGCCCGCGGCCGGGCGCUGGGGAGUUACCGGGGCGCCGGGCACCCGAGCGGGAGGAGGCGCCGGCUAGAGGACCAGGGCGCGCCGUGUCCCAGCCCCGCAGGCGGCGGGGACCCGCUGCAUCGCCACCUCCCCCUGGACCGGCAGCCGCCCCGAGUGGCCUGGGCCGAGAGGCUGGUGCGCGGGCUGCGAGGUCUCUGGGGAACAAGACUCAUGGAAGAGAGCAACACCAACCGAGAGAAAUAUCUUAAAAGUGUGUUGCGGGAACUGGUCACGUACCUCCUUUUCCUCAUAGUCUUGUGCAUCUUGACCUAUGGCAUGAUGAGUUCCAAUGUGUACUACUACACGCGGACAUUGUCACAGCUUUUCAUAGACACCCCAGUGUCUAAAACAGAGAAGACUAACUUUAAAACUCUUUCUUCGAUGGAGGACUUCUGGAAGUUCACAGAAGGCGCCUUCCUGGAUGGGCUGUACUGGAAGGCGCAGACGGGCAACCACACGCAAGCGGACAACCGAAGCUUCAUUUUCUAUGAGAACCUGCUGCUGGGAGUGCCUCGUUUACGCCAACUCAGAGUCAGAAACGGAUCCUGCUCCAUUCCUCAGGACUUGAGAGAUGAAAUUAAAGAGUGCUAUGAUGUCUACUCCGUCAGCAGUGAGGACAGGGCUCCAUUUGGACCACGAAACGGAACUGCGUGGGUCUACACCAGUGAAAAGGACUUGAAUGGGAGCAGCCACUGGGGGAUCAUUGCCACAUACAGUGGAGCGGGCUAUUACUUGGAUCUUUCCAGAACCAGGGAGGAAACGGCUGCUCAGAUUGCUGGCCUCAGGAGAAACUUCUGGCUGGACCGGGGGACCCGGGCGACUUUCAUUGACUUUUCAGUGUACAAUGCGAACAUCAACCUGUUCUGCGUGGUCAGGUUAUUGGUUGAAUUCCCAGCCACAGGCGGCGUGGUGCCCUCUUGGCAGUUCCAGCCUGUAAAACUGAUCCGCUAUGUCACAGCUUUUGAUUUCUUCCUGGCAGCCUGUGAGAUUAUCUUCUGUUUCUUCAUCCUUUACUAUGUGGUGGAAGAGAUACUGGAGAUUCGGAUUCACAGACUACACUAUUUCAGGAGUUUCUGGAACUGUCUGGAUGUUGUGAUUGUUGUGUUAUCCGUAGUAGCUGUGGUAAUUAACAUUUACCGAAUGUCAAAUGGAGAGGGUCUGCUGCAGUUUCUCGAAGAUCGAAGUUCUUUCCCCAACUUCGAGCAUGUGGCAUACUGGCAAAUACAGUUCAACAAUAUAGCUGCUGUCAUGGUGUUUUUGGUCUGGAUCAAGCUCUUCAAAUUCAUCAACUUUAACAGGACCAUGAGCCAGCUCUCCACAACCAUGUCUAGAUGUGCCAAAGACCUCUUUGGUUUCACCAUUAUGUUCUUCAUUAUUUUCUUGGCAUAUGCUCAGCUGGCAUACCUUGUCUUUGGCACUCAAGUUGAUGACUUCAGCACUUUCCAGGAAUGUAUCUUCACUCAGUUCCGCAUCAUUUUGGGGGAUAUCAACUUCGCAGAGAUUGAGGAAGCUAACCGAGUGUUGGGACCACUUUAUUUCACUACAUUUGUGUUCUUUAUGUUCUUCAUUCUUUUGAACAUGUUUUUGGCCAUCAUCAAUGAUACUUACUCGGAAGUGAAGUCGGAUCUGGCCCAGCAGAAAGCGGAAAUGGAACUCUCAGACCUCAUCAGAAAGGGCUACCAAAAAGCACUGGUCAAACUAAAACUUAAAAGAAAUACUGUAGAUGAUAUUUCAGAGAGUCUGCGGCAAGGUGGGGGCAAGUUGAACUUUGAUGAGCUUCGACAGGACCUGAAAGGGAAAGGCCAUACGGAUGCAGAAAUUGAGGCCAUAUUCACUAAGUAUGACCAGGAUGGUGAUCAGGAACUGACGGAACGUGAGCAUCAACAGAUGAGAGAUGACUUGGAGAAAGAGAGGGAGGACCUGGACUUGGAACAUAGCUCUUUACCACGUCCCAUGAGCAGCAGAAGUUUCCCGAGAAGCCUGGAUGACUCUGAGGAGGAGGAUGACGACGACAGCGGGCAUAGCUCCAGGCGAAGGGGCAGCAUCUCCAGCGGGGUUUCUUAUGAAGAGUUCCAGGUCCUGGUGAGACGCGUGGACCGCAUGGAGCACUCCAUAGGCAGCAUAGUGUCUAAGAUUGAUGCUGUCAUUGUCAAGCUUGAGAUCAUGGAGCGGGCCAAGCUGAAGAGGCGAGAGGUGUUAGGACGGCUGCUGGAUGGGGUGGCUGAGGAUGAGAGGCUGGGUCGUGACAGUGAGAUCCACAGGGAGCAGAUGGAGCGCCUGGUACGGGAAGAGUUGGAGCGCUGGGAAUCGGACGAUGCAGCAUCCCAGACUGGUCAUGGUCUAGGUACACAAAUGGGACUCAACGGUCAGCCUCAACCCAGAAGUUCCCGGCCUCCUUCCUCCCAGUCUGCAGAGGGCCUGGAAGGUGGAGGUGGAAAUGGAAGUGCCAAUACCCACGUGUAAUAGUCCACGAGUGUUUGUAUGUGUGUUCCUGAGAUCCCAAGAGGUGGGUGUCAAGUAGGACAAUGGCAUUUACGGUAUUUAUAUGCCCGGCUACGUGAUGAUGCUGGUCUUUGUGACUAAUUGUUAUAGUUUUCUGCACUUUUAAUUUAUUUUACAUAAACUUUACCCAUGAUUCAAGGAAGAUUGUUUUACUUUUUCUCAUAUGAGAAAUCUAGAUGUAAAUACUGAGUUCAGAAGACAAAAAAAAAAAAAUUGAAAGUACACCCAGUUGCUGCCUUACCCAAGUCUUAAAAGCUGCUCUGAGUUCAUGUCCAGCCCCUGCAGUCAGCAGUGGCAGGCCUGUACAGUGCGUUAAGGAAAACCAGACAUGUCUUUCCACUCAGAAGUAACUUGGGAGCUUACUGCAAACUUCCUUCUAAAAGAGGAGUCUUAUUUCACCAACCUUUCUGGGGUGAACUUUUCUCAAAAAUGAAGUAGGAGAGAACUCCAAAGCAAAGUAUGGAUGUGUAGCCAUUGUUAAAAUGUGUAUGAACAGUUGAGGUAGAUGUUAAGUGCUGUCCCUUUUGCUAUUAUAUUCUGAGUUUGUGGGACUAACCAUAUCAUUUAUUUUUUGUAUUAUUUAGCUUUUGUUGGAAAUUUGGUAAGAGAAGCCAAAAAGAUAAAUUAUAGGAUAAAAUGUGAGAGAAUUGGGAAGAGCCUUAAUAUGUCACUAAACUUGACUUUUCAAUUCUUUGUUAGCAUAGAAAUUUCUCCGUUUUUCUUUCUUGUGUGUCUCAUUUACAACUGAAUCUAAUAUCAAAAUAACUAAUGAAUAAGACAAACUUACUGAAUAUUUUAGUAUGCAAUGGAAGUUUUAAUUGAGCAAAUAUGUACAUGUGAAGCAGUAUUUUAAGGAAGUUUUAAAAUGCAUAAAAGCUCUGUAAAAGUAAAGGUUUGACUUAAGUUGUAUCUAGAAUGUAGUUCUCAAGUAUCCUUAAUCUUAUAUUUCAGAAUGUAAAUGUAUAAUGCAAAUUUAGUUCAGUUUCGUGUAAGGGGCCUCUAGUAUUAAGGGGUUAUCCAUUAUUAGACGGGAUCAGCUAAAAGUUGCAUAUUAGCAAUGAUUUUCAUAAGGUGAGGGUCUUACUAAAUUUAUGGGAGAAAUCUCAAUAUAUGUUGUUGUUGUUGUUAAAGAUGGUCUCACUGUGCAGCCCUGGCUGUCCUGGAACUAACUUUGUAAACUAGACUGGCCUCAGACUCACAGAGAUCCACCUGCUCUCUGCCUCUUACAUGCUGGUAUUAAGGGCAUGUGUAACCACACCAGACUAAAACAAUUGUUUUUAGAAAGUGCUGAAUAACCUGGCCUUUUGAGAGCCAUCAGGUAGAGAAGAGGUAGAAAAGAGUCCUGGGCUUUAGUGCUGUUCUUUAAAUUCUCAAGCAUUUAUUUACUUCAUAGGAUACAUCAAACCACCAACAAACUGCUGAGCAGGCAGGCCUUUCUAGCAGCUUCUACGGACACGAAGCAUGUUGUGUCCCCUUAACGCCGAUGGCACCAUGUCUAUCUUACUCUCUUUUAGAUAUGCUACGCUAAUUUUUGUCUUCCUAGGUAUUGAAGUUUGCAUUCCAGGGUUAUUGUGUGUAUGUAUUUAUGUAUGUGUACAAUGUUGUUACAAGUAAACAAACUUCAAUUUGAAGUGCAUUCAUUAUGUGGUAUCCAUGUGUAUCGACCAUGUGCCAUAUAUCUAUUAUGGUCACUAGAACAUCUUUUUAUGAUGCUUAUUAUUAUACUGUUUUUCAUUUAACUUGUAAAAUUUUACAGAAUUCAUUUUCUUUUUUUCCCUUUCACAUAUACGUUCAUAUAUUUUUCUACUUUGGUCCUGGGAAGGCCAAUCCUAAUCUCUUUUCUAUUAUUCUCCUCUCUGUAAUGGGCAUAAUUUAAGAUAUUAUAUAUCCAAGGUUCUCGGACAAUCAAGAAUUUCCUAACUGUAAUAAUGUGUAUAUUACUUAAUAAAGACUUGACAUGGAAAGAAA
Messenger RNA from Peromyscus californicus insignis, 8657 nucleotides. It is a transcript of the gene Pkd2, whose product is annotated as polycystin 2, transient receptor potential cation channel. Bases 3738 to 6650 code for a protein of 970 amino acids. Lineage: Eukaryota; Metazoa; Chordata; Mammalia; Rodentia; Cricetidae. Gene Ontology annotation, molecular function: potassium channel activity; calcium ion binding; voltage-gated sodium channel activity. The transcript is spliced from 15 exons. The record is from RefSeq and is a predicted model, not a curated record. Gene Ontology annotation, cellular component: membrane. Gene Ontology annotation, biological process: detection of mechanical stimulus; release of sequestered calcium ion into cytosol; potassium ion transmembrane transport.